UACCAACAAACAUGCCAAACUUCACCCUGAGAAACGGCCUAUUUUGUACUAAAGAAGAGCAGAAAAAGCGGUCGGCAUGAACGAAGCGGAUGAUCUUCGACAGCACAGCAAUCAAAUUCCUGAAGAAAAGCCGGAGAUGGAACUGCUCGGAGCCCUAAAGCUGCAGGACGAAAUAAACCGAAGCGCAGAUGUCCAGCAGCUGAUUAAAGAAGAGAUGCCUCAUGAAUGGAGUCCCAGUGUGGAGCAGAAGGUCCCAGAGCACCACCGCAUAAAGGAGGAACAGGAAAAACUCUGGGACGGUCAGGAGGGAAAGGCAUUUAUUUCUGUGAAAAGCGAAGAUGAAGAAGAAAAACCUCAAUUCUUAGAGCUUCACCAAAGCAAAACUAACAACAAUAGCGAGGCAGAGCCUCCACCCAGCAGCUCAGAUAAACAGAUGAAAACAGAAACUGAUGAAAACGACUGUGGAGGACCACAGCCUGCCAAGAACCCAGAUUCAGACAUUCAUUCACCUCUUACAAAGGCUUCUGAGUCUCUUGAGAGUGAAGUCAGUACUGAUGAUGAUGAUGAUCAUAAUGAUGAAGAUGAAGACUGGCAGACAACUUUAUCAGAUUGUGGAACUGAAACUGAUGGUACUGACAAUAGCUGGAAGCACACCAGGGCACCUAAUUGUAAAAGCAAAAAUCUAGUUAGCUGUUCUGAGUGUGGGAAAGAGUUUAAGCAAAAGCAAUCUCUUAACAGCCACAUGACAAUUCACACAGGAGAGAAACCAUUUGGUUGUGAUGAAUGCGGUAAAAGAUUUAGUAAGCGGAGUGGUCUGACAGCACAUGUGAAAGUUCACAUGGGAGUUAAAGCGUUUAGUUGCAGUGUUUGUGGUAAAAAGUUCUACCAACAGGCAAUUCUGAACGCACACAAGAUAGUUCAUACUAAAGAACAACGAUUUGGUUGCAGCACUUGUAGUAAAAGAUUCAAACGUCAAAGUGAUCUUACCGUGCACAUGAGCGCGCACGCAGAAGUGAAACCAUUUGGCUGUGGUCAGUGUGGCGUGAGAUUUACACGACAGGGAAGUCUGCUGAGGCACGCUGUGCUCCACACGGGAGAGAAACCAUUUCGUUGUGAUAUUUGUGAUAAGAAAUUUUAUCGAAGGGCACACCUUAAGAGACAUGCACCUGCUUGCAGGAACGUUCACGCUAUUGUGUGCGACAAAACAAAGAAACUGUUUGCUUGUGAUGAAUGUGGGAAACGUUAUAAGAGAAACACACACCUUAGGAGACACAUGGUUGUCCACACGGGAGAAAAACCUUUUUCCUGUAGUGCCUGUCAUAAAAGAUUUUCACGACAGGAAAAUCUGAAGAAGCACAUGAAAGUCCACAUAUAACAAAAACUGCACAAAGUUUGUCUUUAACUGUGUGGUUUGUGUUGGUAAGUGACACGCAGGAAAACAAACGAUCAGUUUUCCCUGAUUUGGAGAAAGAAAUAUGUUUUUGUAAAAGGUUUUUAUAAUGUUUAAAGAAGAAAUGUGAGAUAUUUUUUCUACCUUC
This is a messenger RNA of Pelmatolapia mariae (spotted tilapia), 1538 nucleotides long. Its product is annotated as oocyte zinc finger protein XlCOF6.1-like. Gene Ontology annotation, biological process: regulation of transcription by RNA polymerase II. The transcript has 2 exons. NCBI's taxonomy places the organism in Eukaryota, Metazoa, Chordata, Actinopteri, Cichliformes, Cichlidae. The coding region runs from base 77 to 1375 and encodes 432 amino acids. The record is from RefSeq and is a predicted model, not a curated record. Gene Ontology annotation, molecular function: RNA polymerase II cis-regulatory region sequence-specific DNA binding; DNA-binding transcription factor activity.